Messenger RNA from Epinephelus moara (kelp grouper), 3479 nucleotides. It is a transcript of the gene plekha2, whose product is annotated as pleckstrin homology domain containing A2. Gene Ontology annotation, cellular component: membrane; cytoplasm. The record is from RefSeq and is a predicted model, not a curated record. Lineage: Eukaryota; Metazoa; Chordata; Actinopteri; Perciformes; Serranidae. The coding region runs from base 254 to 1555 and encodes 433 amino acids. Gene Ontology annotation, molecular function: PDZ domain binding. The transcript has 12 exons.
ACGAAACGACCAACCCGGAAAAAAAGACAACUGUUCUGUAAUCCGAUCACACAAACAAACAGACGACAGUGUGGGAACCUGGUGCACGCCGGCUUUGUUCAUAUAGGUGCUGUUUGUAAAACUUAUUUAAACUUUGUGUAACAUGCUCGUUAUUUACCCAACUCGGGUCUGUCCUCUGAGCUCCGGAGCCGUGCGGGGCGCUGGCUGUGGCGCACACUGACUCUCCACAGUGGUGACAUGUGAUAGCAGCAGCAUGCCGUACUUUGACCGGCUGAACCGUGUAUGUGGCUUCCUGGACAUCGAGGAGAAGGAGAACAGCUGCCGCUUCCAGAGGCGAUACUUCAUCCUCGACACGCAGGAAAAUGCUCUGCUGUGGUAUAUGGACAACCCUCAGAACCUGCCCAGUGGAGCUAGCUUUGUUGGCAGCCUGAAACUAACCUACAUCUCUAAGGUGAGUGAAGCUGCAGCAAAGCAAAAGCCCAAGACAGAGUUCUGCUUUGUCAUCAACGCAGUUUCCCGGAGGUAUUUCCUCCAAGCCAACGAUGUGACUGACAUGAGGGACUGGGUGGAAGCUCUCAACAAGGCCAGCAAGAUCACUGUUCCUAAGCCUGGCCCUGCUCCUCCGAGGUCCGUGGUGGCCGCAGUGAUCAGCGACACUCAGGGAGGGAAGAGACAGCAGGCCUACAAGGCCGAGAUCAUCGGUGGCGUGGUGGUGCACACUCCCAUCCAGAACGAGAGCGAAGAGACAGAAGGGAGAGAGAGGAAGGGCAACAGGCCAGGCGUGCUGAGGUGCGGUUACUGUGUCAAACAAGGAAAUGUGAGGAAGAGCUGGAAGAGGAGGUUUUUCACCCUGGAUGACAAUGCGGUCAGUUACUACAAGUCUGAGACGGAUAAGGAGCCUCUCCGAGCUAUUCAACUGAGAGACAUUCAGAAGGUCCAUGAAUGUCUCGUCAAGUCAGGGGAUCUUCUGCUGAGAGACAACCUGUUUGAGAUCAUCACCGGCUCCCGAACCUUCUACAUUCAGACAGAUUCUCCAGAGGAGAUGCAUGGCUGGAUCAGGGACAUUGAGAUGAAGAUCCAGGACUUCAGAGGUCCCCCUAAGGGUUUUUCAUUUAAACGUGCAUCCUCUCUCUAUCGAAGUCACAACGCCUCCUCGGUGUCUCGGGGUCAACAGAACGAUGAGCGCAGACCUACACUGGUCAAGUCCUGCUCUGUGGCACCGGGCUGGCAGCCCUGGACGCCUGUCCCUCCGGGUGAGCCCUCCAUCCUGGAUACAGAGGAUGAUGACAGCGCCUUCAGCUCUGUGACCACCUUACCUUCUCUCUCCUCAUCCUCCACUUCCUCCUCCACCUCCUCCUCCUCCAACUCCCUCUCUGCCCCAAACCCUUGCCCCAGCGCGCCUCCAGCAGCUUCAACCAGUGGACUGGGGAUCCUCACAGCAUCAGGAGAUGUGGCCAGCGGGCGUCGGAGGCACCGCUCGCAGCCUCAGCCUCACAGCGGCUGCAGCUUUCCCUUCAGCCUGGACGACGACGGCAUCCGCACCACAGAUGUAUAGGUUCACCAGAGUCUGUUUAGACUCCUGUGUGGACUUGUGUGUUGGUACCUGCUUUAAAAUGAAUGUGACUGGUAAUAAUAGUAUUCCCUGCUAAUGAAGUGACACUGUGACCAUCUGCCUCAACGCCAUGACGUGAGAUUGGGGCCUCCUGCUGGAAAUAUAGCUGUAUUACAGAUGAAGGAUGCACCCAGCUGGAAGGGGACCAACAGGCGCAGUGUUUGUUGUUCACAGGACUGUGAAGAAGUACGAUGGAGUAUUUUUAGUGCAACUUCCUCUGAAAACUUGAAUGAUCUUGUAGUUAAUUGUUCUUGCAAACUUACAAGUUAUGGCACAUGCUUUCAAUCUGUUGCACUUGGCUCCCCUCGGAGAUACGACAUCAAGAACGUGUUUUCACCCCUGCUGGAAGUAUUCAACAAGUGUUUAAAGGCAUUUAAACACAUGAGUAUCAAUAAGUUUUAUAUUCAAGCUUAUGUUCUUAAAGUACUUCAAAAUAAUUAGUCUAUUUAGUUUCUUUUGAGCCCAGCAGUGUUUUUCCCUCUUUCCUCCCGAGACACACAUUAUGUUACCUUCAUUAAUAAUUAACAAGCAUUUUAUUACUAACAUCUAAUCAGGUGUCUGGGGGAAAGUGUAAGUGUACGUCUCAUAAAAAUGGUACAUGCACUCACAUGCUAACUGACUGGGGGCUCUUCUGAUGUCAGCAGCAGCUUUUAUGUGUUUGCACUAUGUUUUAAAACAGGAGUUUUUAAUACUCGGCCUAAAGAUAAAUCAUCAGUAAACAUAUGCGGAUUAUGAAACAGUGGGCCUCUGGGCACAGACAUGUAGACUGCCCCACCACCUCUCCUACACAGGAGCAAGAAACUCAGAGUCGUUCAGCCUCUUUUUGUUGUCGCUUUGCAUCUCUUUGCAGUUGCUUUGUGUCUCUUUGUUGUCAUUUUGAGUCUCUCUUGUCAUUUUCUCUUUGUGCUUAUUCCCCUUUUCGUAGUCUGUAUAAGUCUCUAUGUUUCUCUUUGCAGCUGUUUGUAUCUUUGUAGUAAUUUUGUGUCUCUUCUCAUUUUGUCUGUUUAUUCCCCUUUUCUUUGUCUAUGAGUCAGUUUGUCUCUGCAGCUGUAUUGCAUCUCUUUGUAGUUGUUUUGUGUCUCUUAGAGGUCGUUUUGAGUCUCUUUGUAGUUUGUCUGCACUCUUUGUAGUCAUUUUGUGUUCCUUAGCAGUCAUUUUGAGUCUCUUUUUGUCACUUUCUCUGUGUUUAUUCCCCUUGUUUUAGUCUUUAUGAGUCAGUUUGUGUCUCUGCAGCUGUUUCGCAUCUCUCUGUAGUUGUUUUGUGUAUCUUAGUGGUCAUUUAAUUUUUAGUCUCUCCCAGGUUGGUACGUGUCUCUUCAAGUGAAAGCAAGGGUGCCCCCUGACACUUUGGGCCCCUGGGUCUGUGCCCAUUAGGCCCGUUCAGAAGUAAUCCAUUCGUGUUAGUAAACUGUGACUCCCCUCUUAGCAUUUUAACAGGGUACCGUAAUAAUACAGCAGUGUUUUAGAUGGUACUUGUCGUAGAAUGUACUGCCAACAUCAAAGUACAGCUCAUCAGCUGGUUGACAGCUCUGUAAAUGUGAUUUUCUUAUUAUUCCAGCAUUAUGUGGGAAAAUGUGCCACUACUUCUGGUAAUUUAAUUGUAAUUCUGCACUUUGCUUUUCUCAUAUUUACUUAUGUUUUUUUUUUUAGCUUUUACAGCUGAUAUUACAGCUUCCUCUGAGAUGAUGCCUCAGAUACGUUAUGUUGUUACACCAAUAGUCUCAGCCCUCCUCAGGUUCACCUCAAGACUUCAUUGAUGUGGUACCAUGUUCACGCCUGUUUCCGUUUUCUGAAGCUGUGUGCACUCAUCUGCCUGCGUGUCAUGUUAAUUUUCUUUCUUGUACAUUAAAUGAUGCUUUUUAUUUGU